AGGCAAAGGGUAGGCCUUGUAACUAGUAUAUCCGAAUUGUACGUCCAUUGGAGCACAGCAUUUAGAGCACACACAAAGCUAGAGAGUAAAACCAAAGAGAAAGGUUCAUUUAGAUCAAAGACACAAUGCUGCGAAUUCCGGGAAUGCCCCUUCUGCCGGGCACGCUGUUCCGCGAUGUCUCCAAAGGGCACUAUCCAAAGCCGCAGUCGCUGUCCAACUUCCAGGGACUCAGCAUGCUGAGCGAUCGCCAGCAGCCUCCUCCCGCGGAGUCGGGCAGCGUUACGGUGGACAUAAGCUGCCCGCCAGUCGGGGCCUCCUCCAUUUAUCCCCCAAGAUCGGGUCCCCGAAUGCCGCCCUGGCUGGCCUACGACAAGAAGGUUCUCUGCUUCAGUGCCUACUUCAAGCAAACGCUGCAGGAGGUGUACCAUGCCCCCUACUUGGUGCGCAAGGUCAAGAUAUACUACUACCUGGAGGACGGCACUUUGGAGAUCUACGAGCCGCGGGUGGACAACUCGGGCAUUGUGCAGGGAUGCGUGGUUCACCGGCAGCGGGUUCCGAAGGCCCCGCCCUGCGAUAACGAGUUUAUGUCCCUCAUUGACCUGAACGUUGAUCAGACGGUUCAAAUAUUCGACCGUCAGUACCACAUCACCAAGUGCGAUCAGUUCACCAGGGACUUCCUUAACAAACGUGGCAUCACGGUGCCAGAUCCUGUAGAAUCGCCUUGCGAUCCCACUGAGACCUUGAGAAAGCGUGAAAACCAACCCAGGUCGGGGAAUCUGAUACCGAAGAACCAUCCCUUUGCCCAGUUCCUCAAGUACGACCGGCAAAUACUUAAGUUCCAGGCCUACUGGGAUGACAGAACCGAGUUCGGCGACGUCCGAAAGCUGGAGGUGUGCUACUAUCUAUCCGAUGACACCAUCGAAAUCAAGGAGCAGCACAUCCGGAACUCAGGUCGCGACGGACCGACGGUGUUUCUCAAACGCGGACGCUUGGCACGAGAAUUCGAGGGCCUGCUGCUGCCGGGUCAGAUGACUCCCAUGACGCUCCUGAACGUUCUGGGCACCAACAUGCGCAACGUGCGCUACUGCGUGGAUCCCCUGAACACGGGCAACAAGGAGAUCCUCUACUACAAGGAGCGCGACCUCCAGAUCGGCAGCGUGAUCAACGUGUACGGCCGGGCGGUGGUCAUCACCGAGCUGGAUCCGUUCACCCAGAACUACUACCGCCAGCGGUACGGCAUCCAGGACUUCACCCCGCUGCCGAUCCCCACCAGGUCGGAUGACUGCGCGGACCACAGGGCGGGGGAGCGCCUCCUGCCGCCCUACAACGGCUGGGGCAGCUACGAGGACUCGGUGGGCAACUGCAUCUCGGUGGAGCCCAAGCCGCCGCGGACGGACUUCAAGAAGUUCAUCAAGUACGAUCGCUACGUGCUGCGCUACGGGGCCAAGAUGCUCUCGACCAUAAAGGCGAACUGCGAGCGCAUCUUCGUCAUCAGCUACUACCUCAGCGACGACACGCUGCAGAUCCAGGAGAUAGCAGUGCGCAACUCCGGCUUCCUGGGCGGCGAGUUCAUGAAGCGCACCCGGCUGGAGCUGCCGGGCCAGGAGAGGUUCUCCUGCAAGCAGCCGCAGUACUACAUGCCCUUCAAUUUCUUCAUCGGCUCCACCAUGUCGCUGAAGGACUUCAUCUUCCACAUCGUCUCUGCCGACGAGUACACGCUCAUGUACAUGGAGCACCAUCCGGAGGUCUUCAGUCAGUCGAACGUGGUGCUCAUCAUGGAGAAGGUUCGCGGCUCCCUGCAGAAUCGCAUGGCCGAGUUUGUGGGCGCCUGUGUGCCCGACUGCACGGAUCUGGAGAAGAAGCGCGACGUCUUCGUCUCCUUCGAGAGCUUCAAGGGAGCGCUGAUCGGCAUCCUGGGCAAUGCGAUCAGUGACCACGAGAUCAUCACGCUGUGCCGCCACUUCUCGGCGGAGAAGAGCCAGCCCCACGCCUGCGACAGGUCCACGGUGAGGGCGGCGGCCCACCUGGAGCUCAAGCGAUCCCUGUGGAACGCCCGCGACGAUCUCAUGGAGCACUUCCACCACAUCAAUCCCACGAACCAGCCCUUCCUGCCCGAGGCCAAGGUGCGCUCGGCCCUGCGCGGAUGUCGCCUGCCCUUCUCGCUGGAACUCAUCGACAACAUCCUGUCCAUCCUGAACCGCAACGAGUGCGACUACAUCGAGGUGUGCGACCUGAUGAACUUCAUCGACGUCUCCUGCGGCAAGGGCUGCGACAUGGUGCCCGUGAACCACGCCUUCGAGCUGUGCCCCAAGAUCCCCUUCCUGAACAAGGGGCGGGUGGUGAACUUCACCUGCUUCCUGCGGGAGCUGAGUCUGCCCCUGAACCUGCCAUCGGCAGGCGAGAAGAACCACGAUGCGAUUGGCGAGGCCAGGAUACUGCCUCCGUCGGUCGUGUCGGAGGCCGAGUUCCACAAGCACGAGGAGGAGGCGCCUCACUCGUAGGCCAGCACAUACCCAUAGCUAGCGUUGACCAGGAUUACACGUUGUUCGUUCCAAAUUUUUGGUUGUAAUUCCUUGAUUCAGGUUCUGAAUAUACUUCAAAUUGCACUUUA
Molecule: messenger RNA, 2611 nt
Organism: Drosophila biarmipes
Lineage: Eukaryota; Metazoa; Arthropoda; Insecta; Diptera; Drosophilidae
Gene: Efhc1.1
Product: EF-hand domain-containing family member C2
Exons: 4
Coding region: 126-2501 (791 amino acids)
Biological process (GO): regulation of neuron projection development
Cellular component (GO): microtubule
Source: RefSeq, a predicted model, not a curated record